AUGACUAAUUUUUGUCGCAGAAAGUUUGCUGCAGUGAACCGUGUUCACAAAAAAGGAAUUGGCACACUAUCAUGGAAAGGAAAUAUACUAGAAAAUUCCCUAAAAUUUAUACAGAAAAAUGUAGAGUUCGUUAGAAUUCAUGGACCAACAGCGGAUGAGAUAUCUAAAGAUCUGAACUUGGAAAAUAAAACGUGCCUAAUUACUGGCGCAAACAGUGGAAUUGGCCUCGAGGUUACAAAGUGUUUAAGUUCUCGCGGCUGCAAUGUUCUAAUGGCGUGCCGGAAUACUUACGCUGCAAAUCUCGUCAUGAAGAAUAUAAAAUGUGAAAGGAACAAUCAAAUAAGUGUCUUCGAAAUCAAUCUUAAUUCAUUGUCAUCUGUUAAAAAAUGUUCGGAAAACAUACGGAAACAGCAUAAUAAAAUAGAUAUAGUUAUUUUAAAUGCUGCUGUAUUUGGAAUACCAUGGACACUAACGGAAGAUUGUUUGGAAACCACUUUUCAAGUUAAUUAUCUGAGCCAAUACUAUCUACUGAUGAGUAUUGAAAAAAUUCUAGCACCUGAUGCACGAGUCGUAUUCACCUCUUCAGAAUCUCACAGGAAUAUAAACUGGAACAUGAACAAAAUAUUAUCGCCAACUCUUGAACAGCUCUCGAUUCCAAAACAUGAAUAUACGUCUAUAAAAGCGUACAAUGUAUCUAAAGUGUGUUGUCUACUGGCAAUGCACUACUUGGGUUAUCGCUGGCUGAAUUCUGGUAAAACAGUUUUUUGCGCGAAUCCCGGUUCUUUUAUCAAAACAGGAUUGUGUCGCAAUUGGUGGGUUUAUGAAGCUCUCUACACAUCAAUGUUGCCGUUUUCUAAAACCAUUCGACAAGCGGCCAGCACAAUAAUUUAUUGCGCUACUUCUCCGGAGCUGAAUAAAUUGUCAGCACUGUAUUUCAAUGAUUGCCGACGCUGCGACGAAAGCGACAUUGCCAGGGACACUCAUUUGUCAUUUAGAGUAAAUGAUUUAACUAGAGACCUUCUCCGCGAACGGAUUCCUGACUUCAACGAUACUUUCCGAACCAUCGAGUAUCGUGAUAAUGUUAAUAGUGAAGAACAAGUUAAGGAAAUCAUUGCACACAAUCACAGUUCCCUUAUAUCUAAUUAA
Molecule: messenger RNA, 1146 nt
Organism: Parnassius mnemosyne (clouded apollo)
Lineage: Eukaryota; Metazoa; Arthropoda; Insecta; Lepidoptera; Papilionidae
Source: the annotation of a GenBank genome assembly